Hevea brasiliensis (rubber tree) is the source of this 2530-nucleotide messenger RNA. RefSeq lists its product as uncharacterized. The transcript has 15 exons. The coding region runs from base 376 to 2505 and encodes 709 amino acids. The record is from RefSeq and is a predicted model, not a curated record. NCBI's taxonomy places the organism in Eukaryota, Viridiplantae, Streptophyta, Magnoliopsida, Malpighiales, Euphorbiaceae.
AGAGCAAAUGUUCAGCUUCAGCAAACGCAGGUUUGGCCCUUUUUGGGUCUUCUAGCGUUCUGCGAGGGCGCCGGGUAGAUCAAACUUGGCAGUUCUCUAAUCAUCAAGCAGACCAAGUUUCCCCUACCCCUCGACAAAGUAGCAUUUACAUUUCUGCAAACAGUUAUUCUGCAAUUGAAAUGUUUUAGCUUCUGAUGUUUUCUUCCAUUCGUUUGAUGAGAUAUUACAAUAGCCAAUGAGGAAUAUGUUUAGGAGUCUCAAGCGUCGCUGCCAUGCCACACUUCUCUCUAGAAUUUUACUUGAUCGCAGUAGAAUAAGCGUUUGCGCGAAAUUUUGUUACGUGAUUGAUAUGCUUUAUAUGAGGAUGGUAAUGUGAUGACCAGUCUGAGGAAUUGUACAUGGCUAGGUCAGGAAGAUAUUGAAAUCAGAAGACAAUAUAAUCUGUUUCUGCCAUACUUCUUGAACCGAAGGUCAUUCUCUACAGCUUUUACCAGUGUGCAUGGGGAAAGGCCAUCUGCGGAGUAUGCUAAGUUGAGGAAGGAAUCACUUGAAAGUGAAUUUGGGCAAGCUCUUGGUACUUACAGUUCUGAAAGAGUAUCCAUCAUCUACCGAUUUGGUCCAUUUUUGGCAUUUUAUAGAGCAGCGAUCAUUUCCUAUCAUGUCUUGAAGUUAACCCUUUGGCAAUUUUUUGUUCAAGACAUAAAAAAGCGUGCCAUCAAGUUUCGGGAAACUCUAAUCCACUUGGGGCCUUUCUACAUCAAGCUCGGGCAGGCGCUGAGCAUUAGACCAGAUAUUUUGCCAACUGUCUAUUGUCAAGAGCUUGCUAAGUUACAGGAUCAAAUACCACCAUUUCCAACACAUGUUGCCAUUAAAUCUAUUGAAUCCCAGUUGGGCGUUCCAAUUUCACAAAUUUUUUCUGACAUUAGUCCAGAGCCAAUUGCUGCAGCAUCCUUGGGACAAGUGUAUAAAGCUCAUCUGCAUUCGGGUGAGCUUGUAGCUGUUAAGGUACAGAGGCCAGGUAUGUCACUUCUGUUGACCCUUGAUGCUCUGUUAUUUCAUAUGAUUGGUGGUCAAUUGAAGCGUUUUGCCAAAGCCCGCAAGGAUCUAUUAGUAGCAGUUAAUGAGAUGGUCAGGCACAUGUUUGAUGAAAUUGAUUACAUCCUAGAGGGGAAAAAUGCUGAACGCUUUGCUUCUCUCUAUGGUUGUGACCCAUGUAAUGAUCCAAAGAGCCAUCAUGGAAAUGCCAUGCAUCAGAAGAAAGAAAAUUGUGUUAAAGUUCCUAAAAUAUAUUGGGAUAUGACAUGCAAGGGCGUGCUUACUAUGGAAUGGGUUGAUGGAAUCAAACUUACAGAUGAAGCAAGACUUAAAAAGGCCUGUUUGAACAGAAGGAAACUGAUAGACCAGGGUUUAUACUGCUCUUUGAGGCAAUUGCUUGAGGUAGGAUUUUUCCAUGCUGAUCCACAUCCAGGAAACCUUGUUGCUAUUGACAGUGGCUCUCUUGCAUAUUUUGACUUUGGAAUGAUGGGGGAUAUUCCUCGACAUUUCCGUGUGGGGCUCAUUCAAAUGCUUGUGCACUUUGUUAAUCGUGACUCUCUGGGUUUGGCAAAUGAUUUUCUUUCUUUGGGAUUUAUUCCUGAAGGGGUUGAUAUCCAAUCAGUUUCGGAUGCAUUGCAAGCAUCCUUUGGUGAUGGGACUAAACAAUCUCGAGAUUUUGAGGCAAUAAUGAACCAAUUAUAUGAUGUCAUGUAUGAAUUUGACUUCUCCCUUCCCCCGGACUAUGCACUGGUGGUAAGAGCACUGGGAUCACUUGAAGGCACAGCACAAGUUCUGGAUCCAAAUUUCAAAGUUGUUGAGAGUGCAUAUCCUUUUGUCAUUGGGAGACUUUUAGCUGACCCAAAUCCUGAUAUGAGAAGAAUUUUGAGGGAACUUCUCAUCUGCAAUGAUGGAUCUGUGAGAUGGAAUCGGUUAGAGCGCCUGAUAGUGGCGAUAUCUGAACAGGCUUCGGAGUCUGCAGGAGAGGCCUCUAAUUCUGAAGCAAAUUCUUCAAAUACCUUGGAAUGGAAAUCAUUUGAUAUGCGUGCUGUUGUUGGUGCCACGGAUGAUCUUUUGCAUUUCAUUCUAUCUGAAAAGGGUUGGAGGGUGCGUGUUUUCCUUGUCCGGGAUAUGAUUAAGGUGGCUGAUGUUAUUUUAGAAGAUGAAGUUGUUGGUUACAUUUUAGAUGAGAAACAUGAAGAAAGAGAGGAAUCUAAGUCUGAGGGCCAUUCAAUGUUCAUGAGGGUGGUUAAUGGAUUUCAAUAUCUACGCCAAGCAGUAAGGUUGGCUCCAGAGAUGUGGUCAGCAAUGCUUAUACGAAUGGUAUUGAAGCCCGAGUUUCAUAGAUUUACUCUUGAAAUUAUUUUAGCCUUUUCCAUACAUUUUAGCCAUAAACUUCCUCAGACUUUUUGGACUUGUAUUUCUAGACUUAUGCAUGAGAUGGCAAGAAACUAUAGAUUUAAUGAUCUAUAAGAGGAAUAAUCUUUCAUUAGUAGUA